GACGGACGCACAGACACAGUUACGGACGCACGCCCCCCGCACAGCACCCUAAGUGUGCACAAGUUUAGGCCGCCUUAGCCCUGAGCGCCGAGGCUGGGGUGAGGGGAGAGUUGUGUUAAGUGAGAAAGACGUAAAAACGGAGAGAAGAAAGAGUGAAGGCAACAAAAAGGGGAGGAAAAGGAAUAGUGAGAAAGGGAAAGAGAAGGCGAGAGAAGAGUUCCCUAGUGUCCGAGAGAGUGAAAGAGCCCGAAAGAGCGGAAGCGAUCCAGGGGGGAAGAGGAGCUCAGAGGGGGAGGGGAGAGGAAGGGCGAGGAGGGGGAGUGAAAACUAGAGGAGGACGAAGGAAGCGAGGCGCGACACUGCUCGGGGAGAGGAGGGCAGAGAGGAAGGAGGUGCGGGCAGAAGCUGCUCCGGCUGCGAAGAGGAGGGAGCGCGGCGCAGAGAGGAGGGGCUUGCGGGCCCGUAGCAAUGUCAAUCAGAGCCCGGAGCACCGGGAAUCUCCGCCAAUCUGUUCGGACCUGACCUGGCUCCUCGCCGCCGCCGCCGCCGCCGCCGCCGCCGCGGAGCAGAUCAAUAGGCGAAAGCGGAGCGCAGCGCAGCGCGGGAGGCAGCGCGGCCCUAGCCCGGCCCAGCCCCCGAUGCGCGCCGGAGCCCGCGGGCGGCGCUGAGCAGGGCGGCCCUGGGGGCCGGGCCCCCUCUCCGUCCUAGCCCCGCGGGCCACCAUGUCCUUCCCGCAGCUCGGAUACCAGUACAUCCGCCCGCUCUACCCACCCGAUCGCCCGGGAACUGCCGGAGGCGGCGGCGGCAGCGCUGGGGCCCGGGGCGGCCCGGGAGCCGGAGCCUCGGAGCUGGCCGCCUCGGGGUCCCUGUCUAACGUGCUCUCGUCGGUAUACGGGGCGCCCUACGCCGCGGCGGCAGCAGCCGCGGCCGCCGCACAAGGCUACGGCGCUUUCCUUCCUUACGCCGCGGAGCUGCCCAUCUUCCCGCAGCUGGGCGCGCAAUAUGAGCUGAAGGACAGCCCCGGGGUGCAGCAUCCGGCCGCGGCCGCCGCGUUUCCGCACCCGCAUCCCGCCUUCUACCCUUAUGGCCAGUACCAGUUCGGGGACCCGUCCCGUCCCAAGAACGCCACCCGGGAGAGCACUAGCACGCUCAAGGCCUGGCUCAACGAGCACCGCAAGAACCCCUACCCCACCAAGGGCGAGAAGAUCAUGCUGGCCAUCAUCACCAAGAUGACCCUCACCCAGGUGUCCACCUGGUUCGCCAACGCGCGCCGGCGCCUCAAGAAGGAGAACAAGAUGACGUGGGCGCCCCGCAGCCGCACGGAUGAGGAAGGCAACGCUUACGGGAGUGAGCGGGAGGAGGAGGACGAGGAGGAGGACGAAGACAGCAAACGCGAACUGGAGCUGGAGGAGGAGGAGCUCGGGGGGGAGGAGGAAGAGACGGGGGGCGAGGGCCUAGCGGACGAGGACGAGGACGAGGACGAGGAGAUCGAUUUGGAGAACUUAGACGGCGCGACCGCGGGGCCUGAGUUGACCCUGGCUGGCGCGGCACACAGGGACAGUGACCUCGGCCUGGGACCCAUUUCGGACUCCAAAAACAGCGACUCGGACGACAGUUCCGAAGGCUUGGAGGAGCGUCCACUGCGAGUCCUGAGUCUGGCCCCGGCGCCACCGCCGGUGGCCUUGGCUCCGCCAUCUCCGCCCUCACCCCCCGCGGGCCUGGAUCCCUGUGCUCCCGCACCAGCUCCUGCCUCCGCCCUGCAGAAGCCCAAGAUCUGGUCGCUGGCCGAGACGGCCACAAGCCCCGACAACCCGCGCCGCUCGCCUCCGGGCGCUGGGGGUUCUCCCCCCGGGGCAGCCGUCGCGCCCCCAGCGCUGCAGCUCUCCCCGGCUGCCGCUGCGGCUCACAGACUCGUCUCUUCGCCGUUGAGCAAGUUCCCCGCCUGGAGCAACCGGCCGUUCCCAGGCCCGCCGCCAGGCCCACGUCCGCACCCGCUCUCUCUGCUCGGCUCGGCCCCUCCACACCUGCUGGGACUUCCCGGAGCAGCGGCCGCCUUCGCUCGACCGGCGGAGCCGGAGGGCGGAACAGAUCGCUGUAGUGCCUUGGAAGUAGAGAAAAAGUUACUCAAGACAGCUUUCCAGCCCGUGCCCAGGCGGCCCCAGAACCACCUGGACGCCGCCCUGGUCUUAUCCGCGCUCUCCUCAUCCUAGUUGUUUUUGAAAGAAAUUUUUAAAUCGUUGUAAUAAUUGUAAAAACAAACAUAUCGCUCUGUAUAGUUGUAAGCAUGUCCGUGUAUGAAUACCGAAAAAAGAAACCUGAACAAAAAAAAGAAAUAAAACAAGUCCCCCUCAGUUCUCCCCAAGUGGCUUCUAUACCCCCACAUUAGCUGAGUUUGUGAGGUUUGGUUGAUUUCGGGGGUGGAGUUUUCAAUGAGAAUAAGCGCGUCUGACUUUUUUGUAUAUACAGAGAAAUGUACAUAUGUGUGAACCAAAUUGUACAAGAAAGUAUCUAUUUUUGGCUAAAUAAAUGAGCUGUUGCCACUUUGA
This is a messenger RNA of Manis pentadactyla (Chinese pangolin), 2546 nucleotides long. It is a transcript of the gene IRX3, whose product is annotated as iroquois homeobox 3. Gene Ontology annotation, biological process: neuron differentiation; cell development; regulation of transcription by RNA polymerase II. The record is from RefSeq and is a predicted model, not a curated record. Gene Ontology annotation, molecular function: DNA-binding transcription factor activity, RNA polymerase II-specific; RNA polymerase II cis-regulatory region sequence-specific DNA binding. The transcript is spliced from 4 exons. Bases 723 to 2210 code for a protein of 495 amino acids. NCBI's taxonomy places the organism in Eukaryota, Metazoa, Chordata, Mammalia, Pholidota, Manidae. Gene Ontology annotation, cellular component: nucleus.